Molecule: messenger RNA, 3707 nt
Organism: Lepisosteus oculatus (spotted gar)
Lineage: Eukaryota; Metazoa; Chordata; Actinopteri; Semionotiformes; Lepisosteidae
Source: RefSeq, a predicted model, not a curated record
UGGGAGAGAGGAGGCGGUCCGGUUUUUGCUGAAGGCGGUGCCUGGCGAACAGGUGCCGGGGAGAAUUGGACGAGCGGCGCUAUGGAGAGUCCGACCGCAGUCAGACAGGUGGGCUGUGAGCGCUAGCGGGCUGUAGUCUCCGGGCGGGCUGGGUUGAAGAGUAUACAGGGAGAAAGCGAGGCAAAGCACAAACUCAAGGAGACGGGACGGAAAAGUCUCUGGCCGCCCGCUGCCUGUCUGACAGGGUGCACUGUUACAGGACAGCGCACCACCGGGAGCGCUCUGUCAAUGUCAGCGUGCGCUACGGGCGUCGGGAUGUUUUCCAGCCCGAGCGCUUUCUCUCUCUUCCCGUGUUAUUGAAGGGCUCCGCACUCACCGUUCCUGCCAGCUGCACUGCCCGGCUCUCCAGGGGGAAACUUUCCAAAACUGCUGCCCUGCAGUCCAGAACUGACGGAAAGAUACACUGGAAAUACUCAGCUGAGAGGCGAUACAUUUGGACAUAAAAGCGCUUUGUACCCAACAGCGCCUGCUAGGCUCUGGCAAUGGAGACGGUGACUUGUAGGAAACUUGGCACCUUGCUGUCACUGACACUGUUAUGCGGAUUUGCAGUCAAGUCGCAAACGCAGUUCAAGGUGGAGGUGGUGGAGGGCCAAGCCGUGGUCCUGGAUGCUAAUUACAGCUCCACCAGCAGCAUCGGCCGGAACAGCAUCACCUGGACCUUCAUGGCCAACACAUCAUCACCGUUACAGGUGAGGCACCUUGAAACCUUCAGUGUCGGUGUCGGCAUUCCUGCAGCUGUCUUCUCUUCAGUCCCGUCACAGAGAUGCACUCUUCAGGGCCUGGUGUCAAUAUCACAGCAACAUCCGUUUUGUAUUCCCUCUGUUUUCCUAGUUCCUCCCUCAGUGCCUGCGUGCUCAAUAACCGGUGAACCUGUGUUAAGGGGAAAUAUCACUCUGAACUGCAAAUCCGAGUCCGGGAAGCCUGUCCCUGUGUACAAGUGGAUGAAAACAGCUCCGACCAACGAAGUCUUCUUUUUCCCAGUUCAGAAUGAGCAGCUGGGCACCCUGAGGCUGAACAACCUGACCAUGAACAUGACAGGGAAGUACGUGUGCACAGCCAGCAACUCUGCUGGCUCGGAGACCUGCUUCAUCAACCUGGAAGUCUCCUCUCCGAUAAACGUAGGGUUGAUUGCUGGAGCGACAGUGGGCUGCAUUCUGGGCUUUCUGGUCAUUGUCCUUUGCCUGGUUUUUAUCCUGAAGAGAAAACGUGACUCGGAAGAUGAUAUGGCGAAUGAAAUCAAGGAGGACGCCCAAGCGCCGAAGCGAGUCUCGUGGGCGAAGAGCGGCACGGGCUCGGACAUCAUUUCCAAGAACGGCACCCUCUCCUCCAUCGCCACCGGCACGCACCCCCGAGACGCCCACCUUAUCCAUUACCCCCCCAAGCCGGCGUCUGACACCGCCUCCAUCGUCACGGCAACUGGCAGCCCCAUGAGCUACCGGCCCGACCUCCUGGUGGCCCGCGUGCCGGACGCUUCCGCCCUCCGGGGGCUGCCGGGAUACAACAGCGGCCAGUCGCUUUCCAAAGGGCCCGCCACUGCCAGCCGGCCCUCCUCCAACGGCAGCCCCGAGCCCAGGACGGACGGCGCCCAACCCCAGGCGCCGCGGCCCCCGCUCAUCGUCACCAGCAUGACGACCUCCAAUUUGCUCCGGAUGGGGGGGGUCCCAGUCAUGGUGCCCACGCAGAACCAGGCGGGCUCGCUGGUGUAGCGGCGGGGGGCCUCGGCCAGCAGAGGGCGCCUCUCCUGUCUGUUGUCAUUUGUGUUUUUGUAUAGACCCGAGGCAGAAAAGGUUUUGAAAAUGAAACUCAAAGCUGCGGAGCGAAGGAGAAAAGCCUAUUCUUUAUUCUGGAACACAAAAAUAAAUUGCACUUAAAAUCGAAAAGGAAAGAAGGCAGUACUUUGGAACAAUGUUAUAUACUGUACUUGCAAGAAGUUUAAGGUUUUUAUGUACAAGAUUUAUAUAUAUAUACAUUACAGUAUCUAUUUGUGAAAUUAUGUCCACCUUUGGUCUUUGCUAUUGCUUUAUCAGGAUAAUUUCUGUUCUGGUUUAACCCUCUUCAUUACAGAAACCUCUGGAAAUUGUGGCAACCGCUGUCUGUCAAACAGAACUGAGCUGUGAAUUUUAAAGAAGCCCCCGAAGAGAAACCUGACACAGUGUGUGUUAAUUAUAUAUGUGUGUUAAUUAAUUCUGAAUGUAAAUGCAUGUUAAAAAAAAAACAUUACGCCCAUGAAGAGGCGGCGAUGUAUGAAACAAGGCAAGAAAUUGUUGAAAAUAAACGGUCCAUUCCAAUGUAACUCACUACAUGUAAUUUAAAGGUCAUGGACAAAAGCAGUUCAGUUCAAUUUCAGUUCAGACUGUAUUAUGCCCUAAGGCAAAUCUGUCUUGUGGAGGAGUCCGGCACACCAAUACCACAGAAACAACCAUCACCAACAAAGAGGUCAGGGCAAACUGGCUUUCAGGAAAUAAAAUCAUUUCACAUUGUUUAAAAGUGAAAAGGGGGGAUAUACAGUUUGCUAUUUCUGUUACAUCUUGGGGUACAGAGGUGUUGCCCCAAAAUUUGCUGGAAAUAAAGCAAAUCAGCCUUCUAACUUCUUACGUGCUCAGCUCCAUGGAGCAGAUGUCUACUUUUUCCAGCACAUGAGUCGGGAGCUGAAAGAGAAUUAAACAUUUGCUCUGGCCAUGUGGAAUUGCCUUGUUCUCUUCCGGGAAUUUCACAGUCACUCUAGGCACCGCCUGGAUCUCGUACUGGAUCUCUGGUACAGACCUCUGCCACUGCUCUUGCACAAAGGGGACCGCAGGGGUUUUCCUCUGUCGUGAGUGCAAGAAAUCUACCAGAUUGACAUCCACAUGAUGCCUUCCCUCACCUCACCCCUGGAUGCACAGCACGAAGUUCAUUCAGACUGACUUUCAAGAGCGCUGGUGUCAGGUUUAGGAAUAUCAGUGGGUUUUCAAUCAGAAAUAUCAUGUAACGGGGAUCUUUCCCCCAUGUUAAAAAUACACCGCUUUUUCCUUCUUUGUGAGCUCAGUGAUCAGAACAACAGAUUUACCGUUUCCUUUUUUUUUUCUUGAUAUGGCGUUUUACAGAGAGCAGGAUUCUGUAUCUGAUUUUCUAACAGAUUCUAAAUGAUUCUACAAUCUAGAAAGGUGUGAUUUUCUGCCAGCGCUUACCAAAUUGUCCGAACAGGGGUUAUUUGGGUACAGUUUCACAUUUCAGAAUGCUGUUCUGAUAUUGUUACCACUGCGAUACCAAGCUUCGCCCUGUGGGAGGGUUUGGAGAGUGAGCAGCAGAUAAUUAACAGCUUUUGCACACAGAUGUUUUGGCAAGCUGUACUUGGAAGCCCUGCCAAUGAUGUUGAUUCAGCCAGGAUAGGAGAUGCUUGCUACAAACCCUGAAAUAAAUGAAAUUUGUUUUUUUUAUUUCUGCUUCAGUGAUGUUUUUCUUCUCUAUAAAAUUAAAUUGCAGCGCAUGACUGUUUCAUUCUGACAAAAAAGAUUGUUCUUUCAUACGAGAGUGGAAGCCAAACCAAAGACGUUUUAUUUAAUGUGUGAUCGGUUUAUCAACAAAUAUGUAAAUAUUGUUCUGGUCACAACAGGCAGAAUUUCAUCAGUUAUAUGUAUAUGUGUGUACUGUAUAUGCAUAACAUUUUG